Morchella sextelata is the source of this 624-nucleotide messenger RNA. RefSeq lists its product as uncharacterized. Lineage: Eukaryota; Fungi; Ascomycota; Pezizomycetes; Pezizales; Morchellaceae. The record is from RefSeq and is a predicted model, not a curated record. The transcript is spliced from 2 exons. The coding region runs from base 1 to 624 and encodes 207 amino acids.
AUGAACAGAAUUAGUAAAACUCGUGAUUUAAUGGCUCUUUGCCGUGGUUUAGCCACCGAAAGCGAGGAAAGACAAAUGGACAAUUUGAUUGAGUCACUCGCUCGAAUUACCUAUGGCAGUGGACAGCGACUACCGGAAAUUGAUAAAUAUGAAACGGCUAUUGUAACGAUCGAAGAUGGCUCGGCGUGGAAAGCGAUCGGAUACAUCGACAGUAUCAAUAACGAGAUGGAAUCUCAAUCAACUACAUCGACAGAAGGAAGUCUAGUGAAGGUAGAAAUGAUGGAGUUGGAUGCUGGCAAGACUGCGGCCUGUGAAAUCCAGGAAGAAUUGCUUGAUUUUGAUGGAACAGAGAAGAUGCCGGUGAUGAUGGAACCAAGAGAUAGGAAUAUACUGUCUGCUGGCCGGGGGAUGCGCAAGGGAAAUCGUGUUAGGGAGUGGUCAUUUACAAAGAGUGACUUUCACGACGAGAACAGAAGGUCAAGAAAGUUAAGUACCAAGAGAAGACUGAGAGAAGAACCAUCAAUGCACUUCUUGAGAAGCUCCAAGAGUGUGUUUAAUCAAAAUCGCCCUGUUUAUCAGAGAUCAUGGCGGGAGGAAACCCUGAGAAAGGUUAAGAGUGUGUAA